Saccharomyces mikatae IFO 1815 is the source of this 1017-nucleotide messenger RNA. It is a transcript of the gene MRPL22, whose product is annotated as mitochondrial 54S ribosomal protein uL22m. Gene Ontology annotation, biological process: ribosome assembly; translation. Lineage: Eukaryota; Fungi; Ascomycota; Saccharomycetes; Saccharomycetales; Saccharomycetaceae. Gene Ontology annotation, molecular function: structural constituent of ribosome. The record is from RefSeq and is a predicted model, not a curated record. The transcript has a single exon. Gene Ontology annotation, cellular component: ribosome; mitochondrial large ribosomal subunit. Bases 1 to 1017 code for a protein of 338 amino acids.
AUGCAUUUCGAAAGAGAAGAUUUUAGAAUACGUCAUACAAAGCUCCGAAGUAAGUCAAGAGCAUCAACUCAAUCCUUCUUUUUUCUGGAGAGAAUGAACUUUACGACAAAAGUAUCUCAGGUGGGUGGGAUUUCUAAGGUUCUACUUUUUCCUAUAAGUAGACGUUGGAUGCAUAGAACACCAAUAUGUCUUAACAAUUCAAAAGGGUCACUUUUCGGAAGCAUUACUGAAAAUACGAUAAAGGAGAAAAACAGUGGGGAUGAUGAUGCGAAUAGCUUCUCCAAUAGACUAGCGGUUGCCUCUGAUUCUUCUGGUGAGGCCCCUGGAGUUGAUAAGGAUUCGAUAACUAUAGAGAACGAUAAAUUACUACAGCAACAUAUUAUAUCAUUGCAACAACCGGAGCAAUUAGCAUCUCAAAGCCUUUUAUCUCCUUUGAAGAGAGAAAUAUAUGAAGCUAAUUGUAAAACCAAUGGUGGAUUCUACAAGAAAGAUACUAUUGUUAAGUUACCAAAUUCUAACAAACGUUAUAAAUUAAACUUAACAAGGAAAGAAGUUGAGGUACUAGAACCUUCUGUAUAUGUCCAGUCAUACAGAAUUAAGUCGUCGAUGAAAAAAGCUACGCUUCUGUUGAGGUUAUUAGGAGGACUUGACGUUAUGAAGGCUAUUUCUCAAUGCCACUUUUCUAAUAAGAAAAUUGCUCGUGAAGUAGCAGAACUACUUCAAAAAGGUGUCAAGGACGGUCAGAAAUUAGGCUUGGAACCAGAUGAUUUGUAUAUUUCUCAGAUUUGGACAGGGAGUGAUGGAUUCUGGCGAAAACGUGUUGAGUUUAAGGCAAGAACAAGAGUUGGUAUCAUAAGCCACCCUUAUAUUCAUGUUAAAUGUAUUUUGAAAACAAAGAGCGUAACGAAACAAAGACUUGCUUACGAGGCACAUUUAAAAGAGCAAAAGAGAGCGCCAUGGGUACAACUAGGAGAUAAGCCUAUUAGAGGCGUUACAGGCGGCGUGUAUAAAUGGUGA